AUGGAGAAAGCUAAAAAAUAUUUAAAAAAGGAAUUCCAACCACAAAUGUUUAAUAUGACCCAUGAGGACCUAAGUGACUUUUACCUUAGCGCGUUUCAGAAAAAUGUGGCUAUUUGGCCACUAUUUCUGUUUAGACUAGUGUUAUUUUGUGGUGCUUUGGCUACAGUGAUAGCUUCAAUGAUCAUCAUGUCCCAGGACAUGGAAAUCAAACACUGGUUUAUUUUCAUGACACAUUGGGGACUCCUUUUUAAUGCAUUGGCCACUGGACUGGCGUGCGCUGUGUCUGGGGUAAAACUUUUCACUGGAUUAGACUCAAGCAUAAGUACACUUGUAAAAGUGUACUGGGUGUCCUUCAACUCCACCAUCACCAUAGCAUUCUUCAUCACGGCGUUCUACUGGACACUCCUUAGCGAUGACGAUUUACUAGCAGAUUACGCAUUCGAUCCCGUUCUGGAUAUAUUCGUGCACGGCAUCAACUCAGUGGUGAUGUUCUGUCUGCUCGUGACCUCCCGACAACCCACCAGGAUCCUCCACUUCUACGUACCACUAGCCCUUGGCAUUGUAUACAUGGUGUUCAGUCUCCUAUACUACUUCCUUGGUGGAUUAAGUCCCUUCGGCACAGUGUGGAUCUACCCAAUGCUGGACUGGUCGGACCCUGGCUCCACAAUAGUGCUGGUGAUAAUCUCAGCGCUACUGAUGAUCGUGCUCCACUUCGUCGUGGUCUCCAUGACCCUCAUCAGGGAUGCCGUCACCAAGUCAUGCAAACAGUCCACAGUUCUUCCGAUUUGUGAAGAAGACAAUGGAAUAUCCAGAAAUCUUUACUCAUAG
Molecule: messenger RNA, 828 nt
Organism: Spodoptera littoralis (African cotton leafworm)
Lineage: Eukaryota; Metazoa; Arthropoda; Insecta; Lepidoptera; Noctuidae
Source: the annotation of a GenBank genome assembly